Danio rerio (zebrafish) is the source of this 1163-nucleotide messenger RNA. It is a transcript of the gene arl6, whose product is annotated as ARF like GTPase 6. Gene Ontology annotation, molecular function: GTPase activity; GTP binding. The record is from RefSeq and is marked provisional. Gene Ontology annotation, cellular component: ciliary membrane; axoneme. NCBI's taxonomy places the organism in Eukaryota, Metazoa, Chordata, Actinopteri, Cypriniformes, Danionidae.
GUGAACUACACGAUUUCCCAGAAGAGCCCCGUCCAACUAAGCAAAUGGGGCUUUUUGACAAGCUUGCAGGAUGGCUGGGCCUAAAGAAGAAGGAAGUGAACGUGCUGUGUUUGGGUCUGGACAACAGUGGAAAAACUACCAUCAUCAACCAGCUAAAACCAUCCAAUGCUCAGGCUCAAGACAUUGUCCCAACUAUAGGAUUCAGCAUAGAAAAGUUUAAGACCUCAAGUCUUUCUUUCACAGUGUUUGACAUGUCAGGACAGGGAAGAUACAGAAAUCUGUGGGAACACUAUUACAAAGAGGGGCAGGCCAUCAUAUUUGUGAUUGACAGUGGAGAUAAACUUAGAAUGGUAGUGGCAAAAGAGGAACUGGAUACCCUUUUGAAUCACCCUGAUAUUAAGCACAGGAGGAUACCUUUACUCUUUUUCGCCAACAAGAUGGACCUCAGGGAUGCUUUGUCAGCAGUAAAGGUCUCCCAGCUUUUGUGUCUGGAAAACAUUAAGGACAAACCAUGGCAUAUCUGUGCUAGUGAUGCAGUGAAAGGAGAAGGUCUUCUAGAGGGUGUAGACUGGCUGCAAGAUCAAAUCAGAGCGAUGAAAACGUAAAACCCUCCUGAAAGAAAAAAAAUAAAAUAACCUCCAAGGUCACCUGUUACAAUGGCAAAACCUGACAAAACCAGAUCUUCAGCUUUGGGCACAAUGACAGUGUGUGUGAAUUUAAAAUCAGUUCAGUUUUACUGUAAUAAAGACACUGUGUAGCUUUAUUAUGACCCUAUUUGCACCAACUGUCAAUGUCUCAAUUGAUCACAAAUGGUUAGUUGAGAAAUCUUUAUAAAUCUCAUCACAAAAGUUAUUGAUUAUUAUUUAUUAGCAGGUUCUCUGUUGUUCAGCAUAUAUAAGCACACUAAAGAAUUAACACUAAAAAUGCAUUUCUGACUACCACCUCUAAAAAAAACGUUCGGUAACCUUUUUAUCCAGUGUUGUUUUAUCCAGGGGCUGUUCACAAUUGUCAUCUUUUGUUCGUGCAAGUUCGUUUUUUCCAAAGUAGGCGAUGUACUUUGCUAUUCCAGGCACACCGCCUUAAAAACAUCUUAACUUUUCAGAAUGCUACAAGUGUACAUGAAAAGAACUGACCAAUCAGCUUAUUACUUUGUAUAGAAAAAA